GCAUGAGUCAGCGCUCAGCCAAUCGCGUCGCUCCCUCGCAACAGCUGCUUCCGGGUCUCCGUCCACUUAUCCUCCGCGCCGGAGCGUCACGAGCGCCUUCUCUGCCCGUCCGCACGACAGACACACGCAGCACCGACCUUGCACACAGUGAAGGCCUGAAGAUCCAGAACCAUGUCUAUCCUGAAGAUCCACGCUCGUGAGAUUUUUGACUCCCGUGGCAACCCCACAGUGGAGGUCGAUCUGUACACCAAGAAAGGUCUUUUCAGAGCUGCAGUGCCCAGCGGUGCUUCCACUGGCAUCUAUGAGGCUCUGGAGCUCCGUGACAAUGACAAAACACGCUACAUGGGCAAAGGAGUCAAAAGAGCAGUUAAAUAUAUAAAUGAAUUCUUGGCCCCUGCAUUGUGUAACCAGAACGUGAGUGUUGUGGAUCAGGAGAAGGUCGACAAGCUGAUGCUGGACAUGGAUGGCACAGAAAACAAGUCAAAGUUUGGUGCUAAUGCCAUCCUGGGCGUGUCCCUGGCUGUGUGCAAGGCUGGUGCAGCAGAGAAGGGCGUCCCCCUCUACCGCCACAUUGCUGACCUGGCUGGCAACCCUGAAGUCAUCCUCCCUGUCCCUGCUUUCAACGUCAUCAACGGCGGCUCCCACGCUGGCAACAAGCUCGCCAUGCAGGAGUUCAUGAUCCUGCCUGUGGGAGCCAGCACUUUCAAGGAGGCCAUGCGUAUCGGUGCCGAGGUCUACCACAACCUGAAGAAUGUCAUCAAGGAGAAGUACGGCCAGGACGCCACCAACGUAGGAGAUGAGGGAGGCUUCGCCCCCAACAUCUUGGAGAACAAGGAAGCCCUGGAGCUGCUGAAGAAUGCCAUCGGCAAGGCCGGCUACACUGACAAGAUUGUCAUCGGCAUGGACGUGGCUGCCUCAGAAUUCUACAAGGGCGGAAAGUAUGACCUGGACUUCAAGUCGCCUGACGACCCCAGCCGCUACAUUUCCUCUGACAAACUGGCUGACCUCUACAGGAGCUUUGUCAAAGAUUACCCUGUUGUGUCCAUCGAGGACCCCUUCGACCAGGAUGACUGGGAGGGUUGGUCCAAAUUCACCGCCAGCACCAGUAUCCAGGUGGUGGGCGAUGACCUCACCGUCACCAACCCCAAGCGCAUUGCCAAGGGUGUGGCCGAGAAGGCCUGCAACUGCCUGCUGCUUAAAGUCAACCAGAUCGGCUCCGUCACAGAGUCCCUGGAGGCCUGCAAGAUGGCCCAGAGUAAUGGCUGGGGCGUGAUGGUCAGCCAUCGCUCCGGAGAGACAGAGGACACCUUCAUUGCCGACCUGGUGGUUGGUCUCUGCACUGGACAGAUCAAGACAGGUGCACCUUGCCGAUCUGAGCGCUUGGCCAAGUACAACCAGCUGCUCAGGAUUGAGGAGGAGCUUGGCGACAAGGCCCGUUUCGCUGGCCAGAACUUCAGACACCCCAUCUGAGCAAAGUCUUCCUCCCUGGGGCUCUCUGUGUUCAUCGCUCACGACUAACGCCCACACAUUUAGGCCACACUAGGUCACCUGCCUUGUCUGGAGAGAAGAUUGAGAGAACACAGCUGAAAGCCAAGGUCCAAGUCUGUGGUCUGUGGCGUGUAGAGGCUACAGUACAUCCCCUAGUCCGACCUCAGUCAGGCUCAUCCGCAAACUAUGCUUUUGCUCCGGAUUAGUGUUGGUCCCUAUGUUUGUGUCUGUGUAACUGUGUGAGAGAUUCUUUUGUUUAGCUUCUCGUGAGUUGUUGUGAUUCUUGGUCCUCUACUUGAGCUACUGUAACUCUAGUAUGGCUCUGCCUCGAGCAGUGGUAAAAGUACUGUAUGUGCAAUGUGUCGCAUCUGACAAGGUCUCGUGCUGCUGUAAGCGUUGAAAGAAACCUGUAUUAAACAAUAUAGUUUGAAA
This is a messenger RNA of Hippoglossus stenolepis (Pacific halibut), 1920 nucleotides long. It is a transcript of the gene eno1a, whose product is annotated as enolase 1a, (alpha). Gene Ontology annotation, molecular function: magnesium ion binding; phosphopyruvate hydratase activity. Gene Ontology annotation, biological process: glycolytic process. Gene Ontology annotation, cellular component: phosphopyruvate hydratase complex. The record is from RefSeq and is a predicted model, not a curated record. Bases 172 to 1470 code for a protein of 432 amino acids. The transcript has 12 exons. NCBI's taxonomy places the organism in Eukaryota, Metazoa, Chordata, Actinopteri, Pleuronectiformes, Pleuronectidae.